AUGUCUCGAGCGUCGCAAAUCACUCUGGCCACCACUUGCGCCACUGCAGUUGGCAUUGUUGCCUUUGUCCACUGGGCGCAAAAGGCUGACAAAGCAGCCAUGCACAUGGGCGUUGUUCGAGACUUUGAACAGCAACGGAUCAAGCGCGAGCGACAGGCCGACUUUGAAAUGCAGCGAGAACUCGAGCAGCAAUACAGGAAAUACCAGACGGUAUCAGACGCCGGAGGCCCCGAAGAAGCGCAGCAGCAAGGA
Messenger RNA from Exserohilum turcica Et28A, 252 nucleotides. RefSeq lists its product as uncharacterized. The annotation marks the transcript as partial. Lineage: Eukaryota; Fungi; Ascomycota; Dothideomycetes; Pleosporales; Pleosporaceae. Gene Ontology annotation, cellular component: mitochondrion. The transcript is spliced from 2 exons. The record is from RefSeq and is a predicted model, not a curated record. Gene Ontology annotation, biological process: mitochondrial respiratory chain complex IV assembly.